Dipodomys spectabilis (banner-tailed kangaroo rat) is the source of this 1106-nucleotide messenger RNA. It is a transcript of the gene Hdhd3, whose product is annotated as haloacid dehalogenase like hydrolase domain containing 3. Bases 241 to 990 code for a protein of 249 amino acids. The record is from RefSeq and is a predicted model, not a curated record. The transcript has 2 exons. NCBI's taxonomy places the organism in Eukaryota, Metazoa, Chordata, Mammalia, Rodentia, Heteromyidae.
GGGACGGCGGUUCCGGAGCCCGCGGCCCCCAUCCUGGCCGGUGCCUUCCGCGCCCGGUGGGUGCUGGGCCCGGGCCCCGCGUCGAUCGUGGGAGCUCGCAGGCCCCUCCCGGACCACGCGGCCUGGGAAGGAGAAGAUUGUGAAGAUCUUGUGGCCAACAAGGCCUUGUGGAAGGGAGGACUUAUCCAGCCCAGCAUCUCCUUGAACUGAGAGGGACCUGAGGCAGACUUGGCCUCUUCCAUGGCACACCGGCUGCAGAUUCGCCUACUGACGUGGGAUGUGAAGGACACACUGGUCCGGCUCCGCCGCACUGUGGGGGAGGAGUAUGCCACCAAAGCCCGGGCCCAUGGCCUGGUGGUGGAGCCCACAGCCCUGGGACGAGCCUUUGGACAGGCAUACAAGGCCCAGAGUCACAAUCUCCCCAACUAUGGCCUGAGCCAGGGCCUCACCUCCCGCCAAUGGUGGCUGGAUGUGGUCCUACAGACCUUCCACCUGGCAGGGGUGCAGGAUGCCCAGGCUGUGGCCCCCAUUGCCACACAACUGUAUGAAGACUUCAGCAGCCCCAGCACCUGGCAGGUGUUGGAGGGAGCUGAGACCACCCUGAAGGGGUGCCGCAAGCGAGGUCUGAAGCUAGCAGUGGUCUCCAACUUUGAUAGACGGCUUGAGGAUAUCCUGGUGGGCCUUGGCCUGCGGGAACACUUUGACUUUGUGUUGACUUCUGAGGCUACUGGAUGGCCCAAACCAGACCCCCGAAUUUUCCAUGAAGCUUUGCGGCUUGCUCAAAUGGAACCCACAGUGGCAGCCCAUAUUGGGGACAAUUACCACUGUGAUUACCAGGGGGCUCGGGCUGCAGGCAUGCACAGCUUCCUGAUAGCUGGUCCAGCACCUCUAGACCCUGUGAUCAGGAACUCUGUGCCUGAAGAACAUCUUCUUCCCUCACUGUCCCAUCUCCUACCUGCCCUUGGCCGCCUGGAGGGUGUGUGUCAAUGAACAGUUGAGGCAGGGAGCCCCUCCUUUUCCUCAGCUCUGGACUGGGAUCUUCCUUCUGCAGCCUCCAUCCUCUAUUUUGACCAUAAAACUGGGCUUUAGCCUUGUCCUAUUAACCA